Molecule: messenger RNA, 1151 nt
Organism: Alternaria rosae
Lineage: Eukaryota; Fungi; Ascomycota; Dothideomycetes; Pleosporales; Pleosporaceae
Exons: 2
Coding region: 39-1151 (370 amino acids)
Source: RefSeq, a predicted model, not a curated record
AUUGCAAUAUCCUCUCCUGUCACAUUCGAGUGGCCGCCAUGGAAGCCAUCGCAGGACUUAGUCUUGCUGCCAACAUCGUACAGCUUAUAGACUUCACUGCGAAAAUCUUAUCGACUGGAAACCAAAUUCGCCAGUCAGGUUCUACCGUACAGAACGCAGAAUUAGAACGGGUGGUUGAAGACUUCACGGCACUGAAAGAACGCAUGACAUUAUGGGCUCGUCCUAAUCCGGCCAGCUCGGGCCCAUUGGCCCAGGACAGCCAAGUACUCGAGGAUCUGGCUGCUGAGUGCACGAAGAUUGCUCAAGAACUCAUCGCCGAACUCGAGUCGUUGCGAUGUUCCAAAGACGCGGCCACAUACAAAACGAUUCUCAGCGCCCUAAAAACAUCCUGGAACGCGAAAAAGGUCGAGGAUCUCAAGUCUAGACUUCAGACGAUGCGUGAUGAGCUCCAAUUUAGAAUUCUGGUGUCCAUCAGGGACGAUCAAUUGCAAGGUUUAGAUGAAACGAGUCGGACGGCGAUGCUGAGCAUAGUGGAAAGUAACAAACAACUUGGCACGACAAUAACUUCACAAACCGACAAGAUCAUACAACAGCAAGAGAUCGACAGCUCUUUGGCAUCGACACGUCACAACGAGGUCUUACACGCCAUCACCAAACAAAGAUUAGAAAAGUACAGCAUAAAGGAUGUUUCGCGCGCAAUCACGAAUAAGCUAUACUUUGCACGGAAAGACGAUAGAUAUGACGACAUUGUCGCUGCUCAUAAAGACACCUUUGACUGGGCACUGAAGAGCCGCGCAAAUGAUUCCAUAACCUGGCCAAGCCUCACAGACUGGCUUCGGCAGGAGGGUGGCGUGUAUUGGAUUAGCGGGAAGGCCGGAUCUGGGAAAUCAACGUUGAUGAAGUAUCUACAUCAAGAUCCUCGAUUUUUGGAGUCGCUAGAAACCUGGGCUGGGGGAGAUCAUCUGGUAAUUGCCGACUUCUACUUUUGGAAUGCGGGUGCCGAGAUCCAGAAAUCCCAGGAAGGCCUCCUGCGUUCGCUGCUUAGGCAAGUGCUCGAUCAGAACAUUUCCUUAGCCUCUACACUAUUUGCGGAGCAGUAUCUCCUCGAUGCUGAAUGGGACGAAUUCCCAACAUUCCACCAGCUUCGGUGA